Messenger RNA from Scylla paramamosain (green mud crab), 9724 nucleotides. It is a transcript of the gene kat80, whose product is annotated as katanin p80 WD40 repeat-containing subunit B1-like. NCBI's taxonomy places the organism in Eukaryota, Metazoa, Arthropoda, Malacostraca, Decapoda, Portunidae. Gene Ontology annotation, biological process: microtubule depolymerization; microtubule severing. The record is from RefSeq and is a predicted model, not a curated record. Gene Ontology annotation, cellular component: katanin complex. Gene Ontology annotation, molecular function: microtubule binding.
GUUUUGAAUCCGGUGCUCAGUGUGUAUCCAGACGCGCGGGAGGGAGUAGUGUUGCGCCCCGUCUCUCGCUCCCCCAUCCGCCGCAGUAGUUGUGAUUUGAAUAAUACAAAGUAGAACAGAUUGAAGAACACUGAACGAACGAACGAACGGAGAAGAGAAACCCGAUAAACUAGAGAAAAAAACACGAAAGAAAAGGAAGAAGAGAGAAAAAAGGGAUAAAUUUAUAGAAAAGCGAAGGAAGAAGAGAAAUUUGAUAGGUUUAUAGAAAAAAAUAUAUAGAUAACACGAAGAAAGAGGAAAUAAACUUGAUAAAUCCACAGAAAAACGAGAGAAUAUAAGAAAAAAAGACAAGAAAGCGUAAAAGGAAUAAAAAAACAAAGGAUAAACAGUAACAAAAAGAAAAAUAAGAGAAAACAAACGAAGAAAAAAGGAAGAAAUAAGUAAUAGAGAAACAAGAACAAGAAACAGACACACUGAAACAAAAAAAAAGAACAGAAAACAAAACAAAUUAAAUAAAAAAGCGAAAAAUAAAAGCAAAAUCGAAAAAAAAGCCGCUACUUUCCCACCAUGUUGCUAAUAAGUAGCGGACGUUGAUGGGGGUGAGAAAGUGACAAACUUGACAUACCUUUUUAUCUGCGAGAGAAAAGAGAGAGAGAGGGAGAGAGAAGAGAGAGGAGCGAUGGACAGGCCCCCUAUCUCCACCUCCUGACGGGGCCACGGCUAUCUCCUUAAAUACAGGGAAGGAGGAGGAGGAGGAGGAGGGGGAGGAGGAGGAGGAGGAGGAUGAGAGGGAAGAAUACACGAGUGGAGAUAAAAAGAGGGAAGAGGAGUGAAAGUGGAGAGAAAAAGAGGGAGAUAAAGAAAGAAAAAGAAGAAGAAGAAGAAACAAAGGAGAAUUGAGGGAGAUAAGAUAACUGAGGAGGGAAGAGAAAUAGAAAGAGAAUAGGAAAAGGAGGUGAAGAGGAGAUAAGGAAGAUAACAAGUGGAAAGAGAGAGAGAGAGAGAGAGAGAGAGAGAGAGAGAGAGAGAGAGAGAGAGAGAGAGAGAGAGAGAGAGAGAGAGAGAGAGAGAGAGAGAGAGAGAGAGAGAGAGAGAAACAAACGAAAAAGCUGAAAAAAGUGACUUAGGGAGUGAAAAUAAGUGAAUGACCUUAGUGUGACCUCUUGUGACCUUACGCGGUGAUGGAUCGGAGGUCAAGGUCGCCGCUGAAGAAGCCGGAGAUGAAGAGGAGAACACUUAGCAUCACGAGGCGGAGGAGGCUGUCCGUGGAUGAGGGGAGACAGGUCACCCACGCCAGAAAAGAGUUUGUGGCUCAUGGCGCUAAUGUGAACUGUCUGGCGCUCGGGCACAAGUCGGGCCGUGUACUGGUGACCGGAGGGGACGACAAGAAGGUGAACCUCUGGGCCGUCGGCAAGCCUAACUGUAUACUGAGCUUGUCAGGCCACACCACCCCAGUAGAAUGUGUGCGGUUUGGAGGGUCGGAGGAGCUGGUGUGUGCUGGCUCCCUCAGCGGCGCCCUCAAGAUCUGGGACCUGGAGGCUACCAAGAUUGUGCGCACCCUCACUGGCCACAAAGCAAACAUCCGCUGCAUCGACUUCCACCCCUACGGUGACUUCAUUGGCACUGGCUCCCUUGACACCAACAUUAAGCUGUGGGACAUCCGGCGUAAGGGCUGUAUCUUCACCUACAAGGGCCACAACCUCACUGUCAACAGCCUUAAGUUCUCGCCAGAUGGACAGUGGAUUGCGUCAGCCGGUGAGGACUGCAAUGUUAAGCUGUGGGAUCUUCGGGCGGGCAAGAUGAUGACGGAGUUUGCUCAGCACCCGGGGCCAGUCAGCGAUGUAGAGUUCCACCCACAUGAGUUCCUCCUCGCUUCCGCCUCACAUGACAGAACCGUCAACUUCUGGGACCUGGAAAAAUUCUCAUUGGUGUCUGCCACAGAUGCCGACACUGGCCCCAUCAGAACCAUAGCCUUCCACCCUGACGGGGACUGUGUGUAUGCUGGCUCCCCUGACGUGCUCAAGGUGUAUGGGUGGGAGCCAGCCCGCACGUUUGACACAGUGGCCAUGGGCUGGGGCAAGAUACAGGACAUUGCCAUUGCCCAGAAUCAGUUGAUUGGCGCAGGCUUCCAUGGGGUGCAUGUGUCGCUGUACGUGGUGGACUUGAAGCGGGUACAGCCCUUCGGUGGCCCCCAGCAGGACGUGCCCUCCACCUUCCGCUACGGUGCCGCCAUCCGCAAGAGCUUCAGCAAAGAUAAGAACUCUGGGAAAGCUACUGUGGAGUCAAUGAAGGUGGAGGAAGCGUCAGACACAGGCGGAGAGGAGCCCCCAGAGGAGGACCCGCCACCAGAGAUCACCAACCUCAAUGACUACAAUGUUAUCUUCAGAACGCGCCGUGAACUACAGAGAACUCCACCCCUGCCAGAGCCCAAACCAACCAUAAACAAUAACAAUGACCCAAUGGUGCCACAAGUCAUGUCAAGCCCAGAUGUGAUUAGACCCGAGCCAGUGAGACCUGUGCCAGCCUCCUCGGCCCGCCCCACCACCCCGGACACCACCAGACGGGGCUCCCACGGCGUGUCCCACCUGCCCCGCCCCAUCACCACUCCAAGGGAAAAUGCCACCCCAAGAUAUGAUAAUGGUAACCAGCCACAGACGCCUCCCUCAAACCCUAGCAGCUUUUCGAGUUUGUUCGAAAGACGCAGCUCCACUCAGGACCCAUCGCUCUACAACUCCCCCCAUAGCUGCUCAGGGAUCACUCACUCAGCGGUAGCGGAAGCCCCAACCUCAGCAAUCAGCCGUACAGAGCGAGAGCCGUGUCCGAGAGCCGCAGGGAAACACGGGGACAUGUCUGGGGCACCUUGUGAGUCUGAGGGCAACAGGUACCACAUCCGGCACAGCCCCUCCGAGCCCUACCUGGUGCGUCAGUCCUCCUCACCAGUCCCUCCCGUGUCCUCCCACGCCUACCACGACUCAGCCCCAAGCCUCCCACAGCUAGCACGACCCGACAUCACCAACCUGAGUCGAACAGAAGCCUCCUCCAAGCCUGACCUGACCUCCCACAGUAAACCCAUGGACCGGCCAGCCCUUGUGAGGCCCGGACCGAGGCCACACUUACCCCAAAGCCCUGAUGUGACCUACCUAGGCUCCUCCAAGACCACAAGUCCUGAGAUCUCUUACAUGGGGACGCCAAAGGAACCACCAGACUAUAGCUACCAGAAGGAGAACGUGAAGGAGGUUGACUACUCCUCAGCCUUCUCCAGUCACUCAGAUAAAGGAAUCAUUAACUUUGAUGAUUUUAUGCCGAACAAGCUAGGCGGGCUGAGUCUGGGCGGUGGCGGAACAGGCACCACCAGCCUGACGGGGAUUGCCGGCACUGAGAUGUCAGAGCAGGAGGUGAUCAAUAGCAUCAUGGGCGGCCACUCCUCCAUGAUGUCCGUCAUCUCUGCCCGAGCGAGGGGACUCCAGAUCGUGCACAAGCUGUGGCAGACCAAGGAUCUCAAGACAGCGGUGGAGCAUGCCCUCAACACCGGAGACCAGGCAUUACUGGCUGACCUGCUCACCAUCAUCAAUCUGCGCCCGCGUGGCAGGUCAAGUUGGAACCUUGACCUCCUGACAGCCCUCCUGCCACCCGUCAGUCUGAUGCUGCAGAGUAAAUAUGAAACCCACGUGUCAGUUGGCAGCAAUGCUCUCAAGCUCAUGAUCAAAAACUUUGCGGUAAUGAUCAAGUCCAACAUGACUGGCCCUAUCCACUCUGUUGGGGUGGACAUCUCCAGGGAAGAAAGGUACAACAAGUGUGUGGAAUGCUACAACCACAUGAUGUCAAUCCGAGCGUUCCUCCUGAAGCGGCAGACAGUGCAGGGCAAGAUGGGCACAGUCUACAGGGAGCUGGUCAUCCUGAUGCAGGCGUUUGAGUAGCUCCUGCUGUCCUGAGUGACUCCCUUGGCAACACUGACCUGACCACUGUGCUGAGGUGCUGAGGACGGCCCAGGUCAGCAGUGAGGUGGCCAGCUUGUGGGUGGAGUGAAGGAUCAGUGGACAAGAUGCUGGGUGACCCAGCAGCAAACUUUUUGUGGCAUGCGAGCAAUGUUUUGAAAUGCGCUCGUUGUGAUAGAAGCCAUUGUUGCUUCCCCUUUUGAACUUUAUAGUCUUUAAGUCAGAUGAACGCUUGAAAACAAUGUAGAAAAAUAUUAAUAUCAUCAAUUUCACCAAAUAUUAAUACUACUACAUGCAGUAUGUAUAACAGAUGUAUAUUAUGACAGAGUGCGCUAAUCUCUGCUAUUACCACUGCACUGUGUCUGUAUAUAUCUUUAUGGAGUUAUGGGAUAGGUGCUUAUAACAUUACAGAUUUCCUCCAGAGUGCACACCACUGAAAAGAGUGAACCAGCUGAGUGGAGACAGACUGGUGAGCCGAGCACUGUGGUGUGUGCCCCUCACUCUGCCACACACCCUGGACUCAGCUGGUUACUGUGCUGGUCAACUGGUUACUGGUGAACUGGUUGCUGGUGUACUGGUCAAGUGGUAUACUGGUCAACUGGUGUACCAGUUAGCUGUUGAACUAGUGAACUGGUCAACUGGUGCAUGCAUAGUGAGGUGACUUAGCAACUCAUUAUACAUAAAAUUCGUGCCUUCUCAUUUUUACUCAGCGUCUGGUUCUGGUGUGGCGCUGAGCUCAGAAACAGCAGCAGCAACAGCCAUCAUGAGCCAUGGAGGCUGCCAGGCGCUGGGUGGCUGCCUCAGCUUUACCGGUGGGAUGGUACAUUAUCAUUCCCAUUGUUGUGAUUUGAAGGAACUUUGCGUUGCCAGAUACGUACCUUGAUUCUUUUUGGAGCUGAGUAGCGCAUCUUUGUUUUAUGUCCCUUGUGCAUCGCAGGGAACAAGAGCGGCAUCAUUUUUUUAUUUUACUUCACAUUCCCACCAGCCAUGCGAGGUCUUGGCUUGGCUCGACCCCCACACUUCCCUCAAGGUCCUCAUACACACCCAUUUUGAAGAGAGCGUUUUCCCUAAACUUUACUCUUGCCGUACGUAAUCAAAUACCUUUUUAGUUUAGCGUCAAUCUCCAAACACUCCAGUAGAAGCUUGAAGGAAGGGCGGCAUAGAAUUGUCCCCUUAACAUUCACUGACUGAAAGGUAAAGUUUGAGGGAAAAUACAACAGGAAGUGUGUGUGUGUAUGUGUGCGUGUGUGUGUGCAUUUGAGUUGUAUCCUGCAACGUACACAGGACUCCACACUCCCACUCCUGCCAGCAAGGAAAGAAGUUUAUUUCAUUUCUUAUCUAUUUAUCACUUAUGGUGAGUGUGUAGUUUCCUGCAACCAGUGAUGGAAGAGUCAGGUGAUCUGGCUUAUGAAAAACUGCACUUCUUUGUAUCUCAGUUAAAUAAAAACACUAAGAACAUGAACUGAAUAAAAUGCCAUCAGGGUUGUCUGAGAUGAGAAUAAUCCUGUACAAUUCUGCCCUCUUGAAUUGAAUAUCUUAUCUGUAUACCAGGCCAGUAAUCCCUGCUCCUGGUGGAAAGGGACAGUCUCAUGGACAACCCUACUGUAUCCCGUACAACUCUCAUAAAGAUAAGUACAGGAGAAGAAUUAAAAACGUUGGCUUAUUUGAUAUCCGAAAUGCCUUGAUGUUCCUCUCUGGUGAUGGGAAACUGCACACUGCCUUUUUUCCCCAAAUAUCGGAGGUGUUGAGCACUCUGGCCUGAGCGGGGCAGUGCCAAAUACUGACACUUGUGUUGCAGCACAUUGCUGUGGAAAUUUCCUUCUCCAGAUUAUUGGAGACACUACAGUAUGUCAAUUUGUUUCUUCUUUUUUACUUACUUGUAUUCCUUAAAAUGAAUAAGAUUAUGAUGUAUUUGUGACUCAGGAGUUUUCUAUUCUAAAGUUCUGCUAUUAUGACAAGUUACCUUUUUGUUACUCUGAUACUGUUGUUAUUGUGUCUAUGUCCCUCUGUCCUUUAUUCCAUUCAUUUUGCUUUCUCCUUUAUUCCUUACCAUCAUCCUUCUACCUGCCUCUUCCUCCUCACUUCUUACCCCAUUCCUUCAGCUCUAUCAAGUCACUUCAACCAACUGUUCCAUUCCUGGCAUCUCUCAUUACACCCUCCUCACACCACACAGUCUCUUGGUAAACAUGUACACAUUUGGUCAAAACAUUCAUUAUUAUACUGCAGUAUUGUUUCUCACCCUAUCUUUCUGUUCAGCCCUGUUGAAGUAAGAGUUACGAACCUCCAGGCAUCAUUUUUAGCAGCAGAUGGACUGGAGAAAGCCACUUUGGAUACACACUGUAAGGGAAACAUCCAGCCAGUAAUGCAAAGUGUGUUUGGCCUCUCCAGUAACCUCAAUGUACAGACAGUGCUUUUUCUUAGCCAAUUAUCAAUGCAGUCAGUCAGCAGUUUCGUGCCUUGGAGGGUUUACGGUAGUAGUUCUGUGUUAUUUUAUCCUUACUGUGAGUUUAUACACAAACAUUGCGCUUCGGUUAGUGAGGGGGCAUUGAAUACUACGCCAAUCAAUCAUGCAGCUGUUUAUGUGCUUUUUGACUAACCUCAUAAGCCCAGAACAAGAAACAGCAGGCGAGACAUGGCUUUGGUGGCUCAGCACAGAUCACUGGAUGGGUUUGGAUGGCUUGGAUUGGCUCGGGAAGUGGCUUUGGUGGCCCCAGGUUUUGAUUCUCACAUGCCAAGGUAGGAAUGGUCUCAAGGAUUUGCUGAAAUUUUCCAAACGUUCCAAAGUCUUGAAUGGUUUUUGUGUGUGUAUAAUGUGCAAGUGUGUUUAGUUUUUGAGAGGUACAGAGAUUAGUCUGCUGUUUGUUUAUGAAGUGGAGGUACGCUAGGAUUAUGAGAGGUACUGAAGGUGAAUGGCUUGUUUAACGUGUACAGUAUGGAAAUACUACAUUAGAGUUUUGAGAAUUCAUGAUGUGAUCUUGAUAUUGAUAGCAUUGUUGUGUGUUGACGCUUCUUCAGGAAAGGUAGACCGUAAAGAAAUAGUUGAGCAAACUUGUUGUUUAUCAAUGUUUUUUUGUAAGUAUGGCAAAGAUGAAGUACAUAUGUGUUUUGCAAAUAAUUUAGAAGUGUAAGUACUUGGGGAGGGUAGGUUAUGUGAGUGGGGAAUGUACAGUGCAGGUGUAGAUGAGAAUGUGAGAGUACAGGUGUAAAGCAACAUUAUUAGCUCAUGAGAAAGUAGAAGUACAGGUGUGUUUGAUUGGCAAUGUGAGAGUACAGGUAAAAAACACCUGUUAAUCUUACUUGUGCAACCCUUCAUGACUGGGGGGCAAAAAAUUAAGAUGGUAAAAGAUUUAAACCAUUGCAUCACUUUGUUCUCUGUGGUGUGUUUGAAGCUUUAAAUUCAUGUCACAACAUUUAAACAUUGAGGAGGAACCAUAACAGUAGUCAGAGUGGGAGUAAGAAUUGAGAUAGAUAGAAUAUUAGUAUUUGGGAGAGGAGGAGAGGAGGCCAAGUGUGUGAGGCAGUGCAGUGUAUGGAUGGCUCCCUCUUAUAUUCUCGUCCCUGUUAUUUGGGUAGCAGUUGACAAUACAUGGUGUGGGAGGUAUAGAUAAAGCAUUGAAGGAUUAAUAGGCCAAAGUUUUUAGUGAUGGGAAGACAGGCUGAUGGGGUACUGGUCCUUAGCAAGACUUAAGUAGAAGUUCUGUAGUGUUUCCCAUCCUGCAUUUGCCUCUUUGUCUUACUAUAGUUUGCGAUGCACUAAAAACCUCUCGAAUCAAAGGCAGGGGAGGUGUUGUAUUUAUUUACAUAUACCAUCAAGAGCAGCAGGUAUAGCAGAAUUCCAUCCAACAUAUUAUUUUCUCCCCAAAAAUCCUCUGGUUGCAGUUGAACGGAAACUUUGAUUUAAGCUGGAGUUGUAAAUCUUGAAGCUCUGAAUUUUCCCAUUCCAAGAGUCACCUGAAGGACUACUACAACUACUACUACUACUACUACUACUACUACUACUACUACUACUACUACUACUACUACUACUACUACUACUACUACUACUACUACUACUACUACUACUACUACAUACUUUCUUAACCAAAUAUGUAGCUUAAGUUUACUAUUACAUACGUUUUUCUAACCAUGGCAAAGGCUGUGUUGGGGCGGUGAAGCUUGGUUGUUUUGUACGUGAACUCUUUGCAACUUGGUUCUGUUCUUGUGCGUAUGUAUGUAUGUAUGUCUGUGUCUCCUGCGCUUUGAACCUGGUGCUCACUCUAACAAUAACUAACUGGAUCUCAAAGGAACUGUCUUGUGUUUUUUCGCAUUCAUAUCCCCAGUUGUCUGUCAGAGGUGAUACCUGACCUCUGGCAGUGAAAGUCUCAAAAUUACUUGUAGUACUGUGAAUCUGAAAGUAUUGCAGGUUUUGUUCAUGUACUUUUGUUUUUAUUUCGGGACCAUCCACGUGUUGGUGAGCGUUGUGUGUGUUGGUCUUGCAUUACAGUUAUGGAUGAUUGUGUGACGCUGUGCAUGAUUGAGUCUCAGGAUUUUGUGUCGGAAGAAAUAGGAAGAAGUUAAACUGCCACUCUGUUAAUGGAUGAAAAACUUAGCUGCCACUCUGUUGAUCAGCUAAAAAAUGAGGGAUAUAUGUGAUAUGGACUUAGAAAUGAAAUAGCCACACUUAUUGAUUAACCAAGUGUGGGAUUUUGCAUAGGUAAAGAUUUGACUGCUACUCUGUUGAUUAGCUAGAAAACUGAGAAUAUGUGUGAUGUGGAGCUAGAAAUGAAAUCAUCACACUGUUGAUUAACCAAGUGUGGGAUUGUAUGUACGGGAAAAACUUGAUUGGUACUCUCUUGAUCAGCAAAGAAUAUUAAACAAUGUGUGAUAUAGAGUGAUAAGCUAAGAAAACUUCACACAUUGAUUAACUAUGUGUGGGAUUUUGUGUAGGAAAAAAUUAGAUUUCUACUUUCUUGAUUAGCUAAAAUUGUGUGAUUUGAGACAGGAAACUAUUAAACUGCAAAUACUGAUUAAUUAGUGUGGGGUUUUGUGUAGGGGAGACUAUAUUAUCAUUUGAUUGGCUUAAAAAUGUGUGAUUUGAGAAGAGAAUCUACUAAACAGCACAAAGAGUCUGUGAGCAGUGGUGAGAAGCUUUGUUACUCAGAUGUUUAAUGUUCUGUGAUGGAUAACAAAAGUUGGUCACAUUUUUCAGUCUUUCAUUGUUGUAGUUGUCAUGUUAAGGAGAUGAGAGGGGUGAAGGAUAUACAGAUACAUGUGAUGGAAAGCUUUUGUUACCAGAGAAGCUAAAGGAAGGAUGCAGAAAAGAGAAAGAGAGAGAGAGAGAGAGAGAGACUUGUACUGUCAAAAUUUUGUCCUGGAAAAUAGGGCAGUUAAAAUGAUGAUGGAAGAAGAAAGGAAGGAACAAAAAAGUGACAGGUACGUGAGAUUACAAACUCUUACGCAUUUCUCACUUACAACUUUCUUAAUCUCAACAGGAAAAAAAAAACGAGAUAUGGAACAUUUUUUUGAUUGGUAUAUAUAUGUAAAAUUGAGAGAGAGAGAGAGAGAGAGAGAGAGAGAGAGAGAGAGAGAGAGAGAGAGAGAGAGAGAGAGAGAAUGUGUGGAUGGUCCUGUAUGUUACAGUGAAUUAGUUAAGUCCCAGGCCAACAGAUCAUCAUCUAAUCCACAGUGUGUCAGAGAGAGAGAGAGAGAGAGAGAGAGAGAGAGAGAGAGAAAAGGGAAGGAAUAUUUAUAGUGUAAAUAGAUAAUACGGUGUACAGAGUUUGUGAUAAUAAAAUAUUGUUAAUUUCUAA